This is a messenger RNA of Penaeus monodon (black tiger shrimp), 3862 nucleotides long. RefSeq names its product zinc finger protein 271-like. The record is from RefSeq and is a predicted model, not a curated record. The transcript has 3 exons. The coding region runs from base 72 to 3005 and encodes 977 amino acids. Lineage: Eukaryota; Metazoa; Arthropoda; Malacostraca; Decapoda; Penaeidae.
UUUUCUGUUAUGACUGUUUUCUCUCUUCCACAGCCAUGAUUGUAAUUAGUUGAGUGACUUCGACCUCCAUCAUGGGUGACUUAGAUUUGGAUACAAAAAUAUGUGAUAACACAAUGGAAUUCAUUGCUGUUAAGGAAGAAAACACAGAAGAGAAUGGUAAGGAUGAAUACUGGAAAGUUAAGGAAGAAAUUAUUGAUGGCAGAGAUGAAGAAAAUUAUAUUUAUACAAAAAAUGAAGGUGAAAGUCCAGUGUCCAAAGAAGUCAUAAGUCUAAGUGAGGAAGCAUUUGAGAAUGAUUCAGAAGAGGAAUGUGAUGAAGAGAAUACGAUCUGUAUAAAGACUGAAGAUGAAUGUCUAGAAGGAGAAACUGUUGGUCAUUUUGAUGAAGAGAAUGUUGUCUUUAUAAAGGAAGAAGAGGAAGAUGCAAAAGAUGAAAAUUCAGUGUCAGAGAAAUUAAUAGGUCCUGAUGAAGAGGCAGCUGAAAAUUGCUCAGAUAUUUACAUGUUUGAUGAUGAAGAUCCCUUGUCAUCAAAGUCACUUCCAGCAGAGGAUCAUGCUAAUACAUGUUCCUCUGAUGAUGGUCAGCUUGUACGAGCACUUAAGAAUGAUGCAACAGGGAAACAUUUAUGUGACCUCUGUGGUAAGAGAUACCCUUUUAUGAGUAAGCUUUUGCGUCAUAUGAGGGUACAUACAAAUGAGAAACCUUACAACAAUGAAGUAUGCAAGCAAAUAUUCUCUAAUCAAAAUGGUUUCUUAAAAUACAUGGACACAUAUACCAAAUAUGGACAUUUCACAUGUGAAGUAUGUAAUAAGUCAUUCUCCUUAAAAGAUGAUAUAAUGAUGCACAUGAAAAUACACAGAAAGGAGAAACCUUAUGUAUGUGAGAUAUGCAGUAAAGUAAUAUCUGGAAAAAGUGGACUAGAGAAACACAUGAGAGUACACACAAAGGAGAAACCUUACAGCUGUGAGGUUUGCAGCAAGGCAUUCUCUCAGAAACCCCAUCUAGAAUCCCAUAAGAGUACUCAUCUAAAAGUUAAACCUUUCAACUGUGAGUUAUGCAAAAAGCCAUUCUCCUGUAAAAGUAGUAUAAGGAAGCACAUGAGAUUACAUUCAAAUAAGAAACCUUUUAGUUGUAAAGUUUGUAGGAAGGCAUUCACAGUGAACUAUCAUCUAGUGGACCACAUGCAUGUACAUUCAGAGGAGAAACCUUUUUCUUGUGAUGAAUGUAAAAAGGCAUUUGCUAGGAAAGAUGAUUUAGCAAGACACAUGAGAAUACAUACACAUGGGAAGCCUUAUACUUGCAGUGUAUGUAGUAAAUCAUUCUCACGGAAACAUAGUCUAGGGGUGCACAUGAGGGUACAUACGAAGGAAAAACCUUACAGUUGUGCCACAUGUAAUAGAGCUUUCUCAGAGAAACGUAAGCUAGUGAAGCACAUGAAAGUACAUGCAAAAGAAAGAACCUUACAAUUGGUUCAUGGAGUGUCUUUCAUAGUAAUAUUUGUGAGUUAUCUUUGCAUGCAAAUGACUCCACAAGUGCUCAGCUACCAAAGAGUCAAUGAGUAUACCUAUACUUCCAUCAUGGAUGACUUAGGUUUGGAUACAAAAAUAUAUAAUGCAGUGGAAUUCAUUGCUGUUAAGGAAGAAGACACAAAAGAUAUUGGUAAGCAGGAAUUGCAGAAAGUAAAAGAAGAAGUUAUUGAUGGUAGAGAUGAAGAAAAUGCUAUUUAUAUAAAAAAUGAAGAUGAAAGUCCAGUGUCCAAAGAAGUCAGAAGUCUAAGUGAGGAAGCAUUUGAGAAUGAGGACUGUGAUGAAGAGAAUACUAUCUAUAUAAAGACUGAAUAUAAAUGUCUAGAAUUGGAAGAAGUUGAAAGUCUUGAAGAAGGAGCAGUUGAGACUGACUCAAUAGAAACUGUUGGUCAUUUUGAUGAAGGGAAUGCUAUUUUUAUAAAGGAAGGAGAGGGAGAUGCAAAAGAUGAAAAUCCAGUGUCUGAAAAAUUAAAAAGUCUUGAUGAAGAAGCACCUGAAAGUUGCUUAGAUGCUUUUAUGUAUGAUGAAGAUCCCUUGUCAUCGGAAUCACUUGUGGCAGAGGAUCAUGUGAAUACGUGUUCCUCUGAUGGUGGGCCGCUUGUAAGAUCACUUAAGAAUGAUGCAAAAGGGAAACAUUUAUGUGACCUCUGUGGUAAGAGGUUCCCUUUUAUGAGUAAGCUUUUGCGUCAUAUGAGGGUACAUAAAAAUGAGAAACCUUACAACAGUGAAUUACACAAGCAAGUAUUCUCUAAUCAAAAUAGUGUCUUGAAAUACACGGACACACAUACCAAUGAUGGGCAUUUCACUUGUGAAGUAUGUAAUAAGUCAUUCACCUUAAAAGAUGAUAUAGUGAUGCACAUGAGAAUACACAGAAAAAUGAAACCUUACAAAUGUGAGGUAUGCAAUAAAGUAUUAUCUGGAAAAAGUGGUCUAGAGAAGCACAUGAGAGUACACACAAAAGAGAAACCUUAUAGUUGUGAGAUUUGCAGCAAGGCUUUCUCUCAGAAACCCCAUGUAGAAUCCCACAUGCGUACUCAUCUACGUCUUAAACCUUUCAACUGUGAGGUAUGCAAAAAGCCGUUCUCCUGUAAAAGUAGUCUAACUAAGCACAUGAGAUUACAUACAAAGGAGAAACCUUUUAGUUGCAAAGUUUGUAGGAAGGUAUUCAAAGUGUACUUUCAUCUUCUUGACCACAUGCAUAUACAUACAGAGAAAAAACCUUUUUCUUGUGAUCUAUGUACAAAGGCAUUUGCUAGGAAAGAUGAUUUAGCAAGACACAUAAGAAUACAUACACAUGGGAAGCCUUAUACUUGCAGUGUAUGUAGUAAAUCAUUCUUAUGGAAACACAAUCUAGUGGUGCACAUGAGGGUACAUACAAAGGAAAAACCUUACAGUUGUGCCACAUGUAGUAGAGCUUUUUCAGAGAAAUGUAAGCUGGUGAGGCACAUGAGAGUACAUGCAAAAGAAAGAGCCAUAUAAUUGAACUUUGUCUUUUAACCACUCUGUGGUGAACCUCAAAAUCACACAAAUAUAUAAAGCCAUUUAUUAAUGAAAGAGGUGUAAUGGAGCAUUUUCACAGAAAAUAGCACUAGUGGUGCAUAUGACUUUACAUUUCAGUCCUUUGAAGGAGGUCCAUUGGAAUACGUAUAUUGCAGUGACAGAAGGUAUGUAUUUUGGUAUCAGCUACAUCAGAAUGUAGCCAUGUCCUCUUUUCCUUCUGUAAACACAUGCUGUGGAACAUAGGUUCUUUGUUCUUUAAAUCAACUGCAUGCAAGCUGUAAAGUACUCGGUAUUAAUAGAAAUGUAAAGAGCAUAUUUGAACAGCUUUAGAAUUUAAUCGUAAGACCAUAAGAACAUAAUUAUGGCUUUUGAUAGCCUUUUUAUUAUAUUUUUAGUAAUAAUUCUAUUGUGACAUGUUACAGAUUGCACAUAUUGCUUUUAUUAUUAUUAUUAUUAUUACUAUAUUUAUAUCUUUAUACUAUUAAGUAUAUGUAAAUAUCCACAUGAAUCCUUCUACUCAAGGAAAGUUUUAGAAAAGUGUGUGUUGUUGGGACCACCCCCUCUAGCCUGACUGCUGAGCUUUAAUUGGCAUUUGGAAUAUGUGCCAUGAAUUGUUAAUAGGUUAACAAUGUAUUUUCCACUUAGUUAACCCUUACCCUAUAUAUUUUGCUGCAGAGUACACAGAUCAACCAUAUCUAGUAUAUGGCUUCUCCCAUUCAUACUACUCCCUUGUCAAAUUGAUUUAUGCUUAUGAAAAUACUCCAUAUAUGCCAGACAUCUCUUGUGACUACUGUAAAAGUAUUAUUGGAUUUCUAUAAUAAAUACAUAUGUUCACA